GUGAGAGAGGGUGAUUCCAAUCUCUUACGGAAAGUCUCCGAGGUUGAAAUGCAUUGCCAGAAUUGGCGCCAAGCUACCCCGAAGUUUGGUAUUCUCCUGAUGAAGCCUCGGACAUGUGCCGGAUGUCGACAUCAACUUUGAUGCUCCCUUUCUCUGUAAUGGAGGUUGACAAAGUUAGCAGGGUCAUCAUCCCUUUAAUACUGAGCAAUAACUGAAUGGAUAGCAUACCGAUGCAACAGUAUAAACUAUCGAUUUUCUACGUAAACGGCAAUUAUUCCCAUACCCAAAAAGGCAAUUCUUUUGCACAAGAUCUCCUUAUCCCUCCCUAUCUCUCUCGCUACAAUUCCCCCUUCCCUUGGACUAUCCCGCUCUCGUGAGCGGCGGACCUCGGCAUCUCGGUCAAGUCUCCGUCUCCACGUUCAAUCUCGACUUGCUUUACUCCAGACACUUUGACUCCAUUCGCGUUACUUACCUUUCCCCAGCUUUUUCUCACUCGUUCCUGGUAAAACUUAACUUAACUUUUGCAUCCCCAUCUCCAUCUCCAUCUUCCCUUUUCCCAUCAGUAAUUGCUGGUUUCUUACUGGUGAAUCGUAAUUCUGUAUAUUCCAACUGUCGCAUACCACCUAUUCUCUCUACCUGCCUAUACUCGAUACCAUCGCAAUCAUGGUCGCUGACGCUCUCGUCUACCACCCCACGGUAGCGCACUACCUGCGUUACAUGGCCACAACCCUCGGUCGCGACAAGCUCAUGCGAGUUCUUCAGUACUUCGCCCGCUUCUACGCCUGGUAUCUCCUCCGCACAAACGCAACUCCCGACAAGGUCGCCCCUUGGAACGCCCUCAAGAAGCAGUUCGGCCUGUUCCGAAAGGUCUUCCGAGCCGGAAAGUUCGUCGAGCACUACAAGGCCGCUGCCACCGCUUCCGACUCCAAGUCCCUCGACCCCGUCCUCAAGUACACUCAGGUCGGUCGCCAGCUGGGUUAUGCUGGUUACCUGACCUGCGAUGCUCUCACUAUUCCUGAUGCUGCCGGUAUCAGGAAGUGGCAGCAUGCCAAGCGCCUUCAGCAGGAGGCUUAUAGAUCCUGGGCUAUUGGUAUCGCCUUUAGCAUCAUUGGUCAGCUGUACACUCUGCGACAGCUGAGCGUGCGCGCAUCAAAGGUUGACCUGAAGGAGGGUGAGGGUGUUGUUGAGAGCAAGACCAUUUCCAUUGAGCGCGCUGCCGCCAAGAAGCAACUCCUCUGCGAUCUUUGCGAUAUCCUCGUUCCUGUCUCCGGUCUCGGAUGGGUUUCCUUCCUCGAUGACGGCAUUGUCGGUCUCACUGGUACCUUGAGCAGCGUCAUCGGUGUCUACACCCAAUGGAAGAAGACUGCUUAAUCUUGAACACAUACCAAAACCCAACAAUACCCGAUACCAUAUCUAUACACACUUCGUAAUCCCUUAUAAAGCGCGUCACACUGUUAUUUGUUCGGUCCGGCAUCUUUCUUUUUGUACUAUACGGGGGCGACAUGGUUGGGUUGUUGUCCGAAGUAAAUCACGAGUAUCAGGUUCACUCGUUGUGCAGUAAUGCCAUGUCAAUUUGAACAUACAAAAUCAAAAGUUGGAUUAUUUUGACCCUUUUCUGUGAUAAAAGCAAAAACUACCUAGCAAGUAACGACUCUUAGUGAGGGGUCCCAAAAUCUUCCUCCAGGUUAUAGUAUAAGACAAAAUAAAAGCAAAUAAGCAAACCCUCACCCACGACGGCUUCCUCAUAGUCAUACACUAUAGUUCAUAUUACCCAAGACAUUCAAGUCGUGUGCGCCCUUGGCUUUUCCCGGUAACCGUCAACUCUCGUAAUAUCCUCAGCCCUACACCUGACGCCAUCCUAAUGUCCCUCACACUUGUGUUGCUCGUUGAGAAUAUCACCAGUCGGUCGUCAAUCAUUGUUGCGCAUACCUGCUUGUUGAUCGUUUCAAUCUUGCCCUUCCUACCUCAUGACUGGUCGUCAAUGUUUCACGCCAUUUAGCGCAUUCGGUUGAGAGUAGAUCUAGCACCGUCGGUCAAGGACAGUCCCGCCAAGCAAGCGCCCAAAGCGGUAAUGGGAUAUGGAUUUACCAGUAGCGUCCACCACGAUCAUAGUCUCGGGGAUAACCACCAUCUCGUGGGUAUCCGCCCUCUCGCGGAGGGAAAUCUCGAGGAGGUCGGUCAUAAGGAGGUCGCCCAUUGGCAUAGGGAUCGGGCGGAGGAGGGUAGUCGCGGCGAUAGGGGUCAUCGUAGCGGCCGCGAGGGGGAGGGGGAGGAUAGUCCUCCAUGGGACGGCGAGGAGGAGAUCGAUAACGGGCGCGAUCAUCAUAGUAAUCGCGACGAGGACUACGAUCUCGGUAGCCGUAACCACCACCACCACCGCGAGGACUAUAUCCGCGGGGAGGGCCACGCCGAUCGUAGUCGUCCAUGGGAGGAGGAUAAGGUCGACGUCCUGGGGAGCGGGAUCGACCGCGCUCGCGAGGAGGCAUGUCCGGCUGAGUCUAGAAUGUCAUGUCAGACUUGAGUUCUUACAAGGAGAGGGGGCUUCCUUGUCAUACGUCAGCAACGCAUUGGACUCGCUGUCCCUUGAAUUCACGCCCGUCGAGCUUCUCAACAGCCGUUCUAAGGUCUGCUGCAGUCUCGAAUUCGACGAAACUGUUCCAUGUUAGCCACCAAGACAGAUAACGCGCAAGCAACUACUCACCCUCGGCCGUUCGAGUCACGACC
Fusarium odoratissimum NRRL 54006 is the source of this 2724-nucleotide messenger RNA. RefSeq lists its product as uncharacterized. Bases 664 to 1371 code for a protein of 235 amino acids. Gene Ontology annotation, biological process: peroxisome fission; regulation of peroxisome size. Gene Ontology annotation, cellular component: peroxisomal membrane. The transcript has 2 exons. Lineage: Eukaryota; Fungi; Ascomycota; Sordariomycetes; Hypocreales; Nectriaceae. The record is from RefSeq and is a predicted model, not a curated record.